Molecule: messenger RNA, 694 nt
Organism: Physeter macrocephalus (sperm whale)
Lineage: Eukaryota; Metazoa; Chordata; Mammalia; Artiodactyla; Physeteridae
Product: glutathione peroxidase 1
Exons: 1
Coding region: 205-489 (94 amino acids)
Biological process (GO): hydrogen peroxide catabolic process; response to selenium ion; glutathione metabolic process
Cellular component (GO): mitochondrion; cytosol
Molecular function (GO): glutathione peroxidase activity
Source: RefSeq, a predicted model, not a curated record
GUUAAGGUCCACCCUGGGGUUGUGCAAGAAAGGCCACAGUCUAGUGACUCAUGGAGAAACCAUAUUUGCAGUUAGAAGGCUUCCCUUCCCCUCGCAGCCCCGGGUCCCAGCUGCUCUCCCCUCCCGCAGGAAAAUGCCAAGAACGAGGAGAUCCUAAAUUGCCUCAAGUAUGUACGACCAGGCGGCGGGUUCGAGCCCAACUUCAUGCUCUUCGAGAAGUGCGAGGUGAAUGGCGAGAAGGCGCAUCCGCUCUUUGCCUUCCUUCGUGAGGCUCUGCCCACGCCCAGUGACGACGCCACUGCCCUCAUGACAGACCCCAAGUUCAUCACCUGGUCUCCGGUGUGCCGCAACGACGUUGCCUGGAACUUCGAGAAGUUCCUGGUGGGCCCAGACGGUGUGCCCGUACGCAGGUACAGCCGCCGCUUUCUGACCAUCGACAUCGAGCCUGACAUCGAAGCCCUGCUGUCCCAGGGGCCCAGCUGUGCCUAGGAUGCCCCUCCUACCCCUGCUGCUUGGCAGUCACAGUGUUGCCCUCUGGGGAUUUUAUCCGUGAAGGUGUUUCCUCUAAACCUGCAUGGAGGAAUGCCAGAUGUCCAGGAAAAUCCCCCGAGAUGGGCACUGGUCCUGUCCAUCCCAGCCUCCCCUUUCCCAGACCAUAGCUUUCUCAUUAAUAAAGUGCUAAGUGUGAGCAGAA